Messenger RNA from Saxophila tyrrhenica, 3144 nucleotides. RefSeq names its product Histone acetyltransferase (gene SAS3). The transcript has 4 exons. The record is from RefSeq and is a predicted model, not a curated record. The coding region runs from base 1 to 3144 and encodes 1047 amino acids. Gene Ontology annotation, molecular function: transcription coregulator activity; histone acetyltransferase activity. Gene Ontology annotation, cellular component: chromatin. Gene Ontology annotation, biological process: positive regulation of transcription by RNA polymerase II; negative regulation of DNA-templated transcription. Lineage: Eukaryota; Fungi; Ascomycota; Dothideomycetes; Mycosphaerellales; Extremaceae.
AUGGAGGUGGACGAUGAUGAAAGAGAUGCUGAGGUUGCAGAAGAGCUGGACGGGGAGGACGCAGCAGGGGAAGAAGAUGCCGAGGGAGAGGUAGUGGAGGAGGACGUUGGCUCCGAGGCUGAUGCAGAGGGUGAGGACGAUGAUGAAGAGGCCGGGGGUGAGAUUGUGGGUGCCGUGAAGACGCGUUCCGCACGAUCGAAGGGCAAGCAAAGAGCGGAAGAGACCGAGGAGUCGGAAGCAGUACCGGAAGAUGAGGGUGAUGAUUCGGACGAUGAUAGCUCCAAGCCAGAAGAAGAGGACUGGGAGGCUGUUGACGAGGCUGUAGAGGAUGAAGAGGUCGGGAAUGCUACGGCCAGCCGCUGCGUAUUCUGCGGCCAGGACGAAGAGCACGAUCCGGGCGACGAAUUCGAGGAAUACCUCGCCUGUGCAGUUUGUGGUGAUAAUGCACAUCGGCAUUGUGCCAGAGAAGCAGAGACGCUAGCUUCGGAUGAAGAUGCAGCGGAAUGGCGUUGUACAGAAUGCAUCGACAAUGGCUUGGAGGCAGACUUCAAAAAUGUCCCGGAGAUGCUGUCGACUCACAGACGCUCUUCUGCUCCCAGAAUGGCACGAGACCUCCUGCCAUCUGCUAGAGGCGGCAUCAAACCAGACUCGCAUUCUGUCUUCAACACUCUCAUACUGGACGAGGAUCCCAUGGAUGGCUCUCGCUCGCUUAGAAAGCGGAAAGCUACUUCGGAAGAUGUCGACGAGCCACCACGACCGCCGGUCGUCCGCAAGCGGCGGAGAGCAAGCGCAGAGGACGAAGAGGACGAGCUUGCUACUGUCGAGACGCCUGCUGCUAAUGGCAUGGACGUGGACGGCGCAGAUGAUGAUGCUGCGACACCAAAGUCACGCUCAGGUCGACCUCAACGGAACAUGAAACGCAAGAAAGGCGCAACCAUCAUCUCGCGUGACGACAGUGAAACGAAGAGUAUUGUUGUCUCGAUACCAAUCACUGUCGCGCAAUGGGAUCAGAUCGAGCGAGAGGUACUGAAGAAGCAGCGUCGCCGUGAGCGGGAUCGACAACGUCGUGCUCGCAACAGUCGGAGAACGGUCACGGUCGAGCCUGAGGAAAUGCUACCGCAGCAGAUACCAGCGGUGCAAACAUCGAUGUACACCAAUCCCUUCUACGCGUUCCCGGACAGAGAGACCGACGAAAACAAGGGCAAGCCAUAUGGUGGCAUCCUCACUGACGCCGAAGCCGACACGCAACGAACGUACCCAGCAGAGAACGACCGUGAAGCAUUCUCCACUGCUCGCACAGAUGCAGAGCGCCGAUGGAAGGAGAAGCUGGCGGCAAGCGAAGAGACACCAGCGCGCUCCAAAGCGUCUGGUCAACCAAGUAAGAUCAAAUGCAUCAACUUCGGCCAGUACGAAAUCGAUACGUGGCAUGCUGCACCCUAUCCGGAAGAGUAUAGCCGCAACAAGCACCUCUACAUCUGCGAGUUCUGCUUGAAGUACAUGAGCUCCGACUACGUCGCGUGGCGGCAUAAACUCAAGUGCCCGGCUAAGCAUCCGCCUGGCGAUGAGAUAUACCGCAGCAAGAUGACCAACCCGGAGACUGGUGCCGAGACGACGCUGUCGUUCUUCGAAGUCGACGGUCGGCGCAACCCGCUGUAUUGUCAGAACCUCUGCUUGCUUGCGAAGCUGUUCCUCGGAUCGAAAACGCUCUACUACGAUGUGGAACCGUUUCUCUUCUACAUCAUGACUGAGAACGAUGAUUUUGGCUGCCACUUUGUCGGCUACUUCUCCAAAGAGAAGCGUGGAUGUGGCCCACCUCCGCCUAUGAAUCCCCACACUUCAUUCGACGAGAGUCAAGAAGCGCAAGCGAAGAGUGGUGCUGACGCUGAGACGGAGCAGAACAGCUUGGACGCUGUGCUCGCCAAUCCCGGCAACAACGUCUCGUGCAUUCUUGUUCUGCCCGUUCACAUGCGGCGAGGAUUCGGGAGAGUACUGAUUGAGUUCUCAUAUCUCCUGACCAAGGUGGAGGGUAGGACCGGGUCACCUGAGAAGCCGUUAUCAGACAUGGGUCUGGUGUCGUACCGCUCGUACUGGCGGACGGUACUAUGUCGACUACUCCUGCGGUACAAGGGAGACGAGGAGAACGGCGAACGGAAGAGCGAGCACCGCAUCUCCAUCGCCCAAAUCGCAAAAGAGACGGGCAUGACUCCAGACGACAUCAUCUCGACUCUCGAAGCCCUGCGCUUUCUCGUCAAGGAUCCCAUCACCCGAAGCUACGCCUUCCGCCUCGACUACGACUACAUGCGCGAGUAUGUCGAGAAGCACGAGAGGAAAGCCACCGUCACACUCGAUGAAGAUCGCCUCGUCUGGACACCGUACGUCAUGGGCCGACCGACCAAUCUCUUCACCAUCGGCGAAGAAGCCACCCAACCCCUCCAAACCGUCGCGCCUCGCGAAGAAGCGAACGCACAACAACUCCCCGCCGAACCCGAAGAAGGCGUCCAACAAUCCCUCAAAGCGCAAAACGCCUCCGCCUUCGCCCACCAACCCACCGAACCCGAAGACGCCCCCGCGCACGAAUCCACCGAACCACCCGACGACCAGCCCCCUCUAACCAACGGCGUCCGCAAAAAGACCCCACAACCCCUGGCGCUCACGCCACAACCGUCGUUCACCUCCCAUCCACCACCAAACUCCACCUCUUCCACCCGCCACACCUCCCCGCGCAAACAAACCCCCAACCCCACCACCCGCGAAGCCAGCCCCUCUUUCUCCCUGGACUCAGCAUCGCAACCCACAUCCGCCGGUCCCAUCCCACCAACGCGCUUCGAAGUCUUCCCGCCCGUGCCGGGCAUGGGAACCGGGAUGAAGCGUCGCCCUGGCCGUCCAAGUCGCAGAGGCAGGGGCAGUUAUAGCGGCACGCCGGCUCGACGGGCGAACGCGAGGAGGACUACGACUGCGACUGCGGGGUUGGGAGCGAGGAGGGCGAGGAGUAUGUUGGGCGAGAGCGCGGUUAGUGUUAAUGAGAUUGAGGAUGGGGAGGAGGCUGUUGUUGAUGCUGGGGCAGAGGAAGAGGGGGCCGGAGAAGGGGGGGCGGAUGCGGAGGGCGAGGAGGAGGAGGAGGAGGAGGAGAUUAAGUAUGAGUGA